UUCAAGGCUUUGAACAGUGUGCUCCGGCUGAGUUAAAGCCGUGCUUAGUGUUAAGUUUCUUUUUCUUUCUCUUGACUGUUUUAGGUCAGUUUCACUUUCCAGUUUUCUCUUCCUGUUUCAUAACAGCUAUUUACUCUGCAACAGGGAGAUGCCUCAGCUGGAUCACUCCCCAAGCCUCACCUCCCGGUUUUAUAGCUCCAAGGCAGACCGGGAAGAUUUCAGAAGAGCAAAUCAACCAGGUUCCAGUUUGUCAGAACUGCGGAGAAACGGAUUGCAGUCAUGAGUGAGAUUCCCAAGAAUUCCUUGGAGAAAAUUCUUCCACAGCUGAAAUGCCAUUUCACCUGGAACUUAUUCAAGGAAGAAAGUGCCUCAUGUUACCUACAAGACAGGGUGUGUAAUCAGAUCGAAUUUCUCAAUGCUGAGUCCAAAGCUACAAUGUACAAUUUGUUGGCCUACAUUAAACACCUGGAUGGUCAGAACAAGGCAGCUCUGGAAUACCUGCGGAAAGCUGAAGAGUCGAUCCAGGAAAAGCACGAUGAGCAAACAGAGAUCAGAAGUCUGGUCACCUGGGGAAACUACGCCUGGGUCUACUAUCACAUGGACCAACCCGAAGACGCUUGGACCUAUGUGAACAAGGUGAAAGACAUCUGCGCAAAGUUUUCAAAUCCUUACAGCAUCGAGUGUCCUGAGCUUGACUGUGAGGAAGGAUGGACGCGACUACAGUGUGGAAGAAACGAAAGAGCGAAGAUGUGUUUUCAGAAGGCUCUGGAAGAGAAACCCAACAACCCCGAAUCCUCCACUGGACUGGCAAUUGCAAUGUACCAUCUGGAUAAGAAACCAAAGAAGAACUUCUCUGUCAAUGCUCUGAAGCAGGCCAUUGACCUGAAUACCAACAACCAGUAUCUCAAAGUUCUGUUAGCCCUGAGCCUGCAGAAGAUGAAUGAAAAAGACGAAGCGGAUAAAUUGGUUGAGGAAGCUUUGGAGAAGGCCCCUUACCAAACAGAUGUCCUGCAAAAGGCAGCCUAUUAUUACGAGAAAAAAGGUAACCUAGACAAAGCUAUUGAACUGUUUCUAAGGGCAUUGGAAUCCACUCCAAACAAUAGCUAUCUCUAUUACCAUAUUAUGUGCUGCUACAAGGAAAUGGCCAUACAGAUGCAGAAUAUAGAAGAACCGAAAGCCAGUGAAUAUAGAGAGAAGAUUGAAGAACUAAGGAAAUUGGCUAAAGACCAUAUGGAUAAAAUUUUUGAGAAUGGGUUGGAUCCUCUGGGUGCACCCUCUGAAUUCACCAAGUUCCGGGAAGCAGAAAAAUGUUAUCGGCAGGUGUUCGGUAAAGAGAUCCCUGAGGCCGAGAGGCAACCACUUCAACCACACUCUUGCAGCCUUCAGAAAUAUCAGGGUAAGUCUGAAGACACUUCCGCUGUCCAAAAUGACUUAGAGAGUUUUCACCUAAGCCCAACAUCAACUGAGAAGGAAGAGAUGCAACAUCCUUCCCAGAGCACAACCAAGAGUCCACUUCAACAAAGUCCGCCAAAUUCUUGGUAUCUCCAAGGGUUAAAUCACAAGCGGGAGGGAAAUCUGCAGCAGGCCGUGGAAUGUUAUGAGAAGAAACUGGGACACCUUCUAAGGGAUGCUCCAUCAGGUAUUGGCCAAGUGUUCCUGUCAGCAUAUGGGCUUGAAGGUGACAGUGAAGAAAUGUGCCAGGAUGCAGGCAGCUCCACUUCCAGAGAGCGUCGGGACUCCUGAACUGAGGAGAGAAGAGGAAGCAGCAUCAGAAGGUCUGGAAGAUGUCUGGAACGGGGCAGAAGUCUGGGGAGGUGGGGUAGGGGCGGGGCGGGGGGCAUGGAGGCACCUGGGGCAGCUGAGCUGGGACAUCUUGCUUAUUGCUUUCAAGUACAUUUUGAAGAGUUGUUUUCUCCUGUCUGUCUCUCCUGACAUUCCAGCCACACAGUUAUCAGGUCAGCCGGUCAUCACUGAUGGAAGCAGUGCUUCAGCUUAUGCAAUCCUGACUUGUUCUCAGUUUGGGACUCAGUUUGUCAUGUAAUCCCCAUUCCUGUCCUUCUUGCCAAAUGGUAACAUGUGGUGACUGCCUACCAACAAAAUCUGCAGUCUUCUUCCUUCACUCCAUUUCCCAUUUCCCAUUCAUCCUUCUGGGCCCAGAAAAUGAGAUGAGUUUUAGACUAACCCUAAAAUAAUCCUUACAUCCUAUUCUUAGCUUUAUCGGUGUAUUUUUGUGUAUUCUUGAUAGUGACACUAUGCUAAGUAUGUAUUCUUGACAGUAGUGCUACAAUAAAUCUAAAAAUUUCAACUCAGAA
Molecule: messenger RNA, 2312 nt
Organism: Ictidomys tridecemlineatus (thirteen-lined ground squirrel)
Lineage: Eukaryota; Metazoa; Chordata; Mammalia; Rodentia; Sciuridae
Source: RefSeq, a predicted model, not a curated record